Molecule: messenger RNA, 1234 nt
Organism: Diabrotica virgifera virgifera (western corn rootworm)
Lineage: Eukaryota; Metazoa; Arthropoda; Insecta; Coleoptera; Chrysomelidae
Gene: Poc1
Product: POC1 centriolar protein homolog B
Exons: 1
Coding region: 190-1110 (306 amino acids)
Biological process (GO): cilium assembly
Cellular component (GO): centriole; ciliary basal body
Molecular function (GO): protein binding
Source: RefSeq, a predicted model, not a curated record
UUAUUUUGUAAUAUUGGCCACCAUGCUGAGUGACAUAUUUUUGAAUUUGAAUCUUUGAAUUAGACAAAGACAGAAGACAGAAAUAUAUUUGAAUACAAAGGUUGAUUUGAAAAUUAUAAACAUCAACUAUUUAUUAAUAUUUUUUUACAGUUAAUAUAGGAUACGUCUUAAAAGUAUUUAAACUUAAUCAUGUCGGAUGAAUGUAUAAGUCUGGAUUCUUCAGAAGAGCCUUACCUUAUUAGGAAUUUGAAAGGGCACAAAAAGCCUGUUACAGACAUCUCUUUUAGUCCCUCAACAACACAAUUUGCCAGUGGCAGUGAAGAUCAUUCUCUAAUGGUAUGGAAUCAGUCUAAUGUUAGAAGCUACAGCUUUUGUGGUCAUUCAGACAUCAUAACUGGAGUAGAAUUCUCCUCCAAUGGAAAAUUAGUUGCAACAUGUUCAAAAGAUCAAACUGUAAGAUUUUGGACUCCCUCAGUCAAAGGAGAUACAACGAGCUUUAAAGUACAUACCUCUUGUGUAAAUUGUUUAAGUUUCAGUCCAGAUAACUCAAGAUUAAUCACAGGUUCCAAUGACAAAAGUAUAAAAGUGUGGGAUGUAUCAAAGAAACAGUUCAUAACAAGUUUAUUAGGUCACACUAGCUGGGUACAGAGUGUUAAGUAUUCAUCAUGUGGUAGUUUUAUUGCUUCAUGUGCAGACGAUCAUUCUCUGAGAAUGUGGGACAUUAAUACUGGUGAAUGCACACACAAACUCGGAACAGCUAACAACAAUCCUACCUGCAUAGCUAUCCAUUCAAAUAACAAUCAUGUUGCUGUAGCAAUGAACUCUGGUUCAGUUAGAGUGUACGAUAUUCGAAAUGAAAAACUGAGACAGCAUUACACCCUUCACGAAGGUGCAACGAAGUGUGUGGCAUGGCAUCCAACUAAAAACGUUUUACUUAGUUGUGGAGAAGAUGGUAAUAUUAGAAUUGUAGAUGUUAUGGAAGGAAGACCCAUAUUAACUUUGACUGGACAUACGGGUUCAGUGAAUACUUGUAAAUUUAGUACUGAUGGUGAAUUACUUGCUUCGGGUGGAGAUGAUCAACUUGUUAUGGUGUGGAAAACGAAUUUGUAAUUUUUAUGUGUAGACAUUUCGUAAAUGAUAAAUUAAGUUAAAGUAGUUGCUUUUACAGUAUUGUGAAUUGUGUACUUUUGUAUUGUCAAAUUUUGUUAUUUGCAAUUAAAUGGCAUAUAUAUCA